UUUUUCAGGGAAGGAAAGAGACGUGCUUGCAUUUGUUACAUUAGGCUACCGGCGUGGAGACAGCUCAAGGUGAACGAAACUUUUAAGGAAUAUAGAUACAUUGAACAGGAAGCAUGGGUGAUAUUGCUAAGGGAAAGAAGGCAUUUGUCCAGAAGUGUGCCCAGUGUCAUACUGUUGAAAAUGGAGGAAAGCACAAGGUUGGUCCAAACCUCUGGGGUCUGUUUGGACGCAAGACUGGACAAGCUGAAGGCUAUUCCUACACCGAUGCCAACAAAUCCAAAGGCAUUGUCUGGGAAACCGAUACCCUCAUGACGUACUUGGAGAACCCCAAGAAAUACAUUCCUGGAACAAAGAUGAUAUUUGCUGGCAUCAAGAAGAAGGGCGAGCGUACAGAUCUUAUAGCAUAUUUGAAGUCGGCAACUUCGUAGACCACUGUCUAUGCUUUGUUCAAUGUAUAGACUUCCCUUUCUGUAUCUUAUAUAAAUAUCAUCAACUGUU
Messenger RNA from Oncorhynchus nerka (sockeye salmon), 498 nucleotides. Its product is annotated as cytochrome c. NCBI's taxonomy places the organism in Eukaryota, Metazoa, Chordata, Actinopteri, Salmoniformes, Salmonidae. Bases 114 to 428 code for a protein of 104 amino acids. The record is from RefSeq and is a predicted model, not a curated record. Gene Ontology annotation, biological process: mitochondrial electron transport, cytochrome c to oxygen; mitochondrial electron transport, ubiquinol to cytochrome c. Gene Ontology annotation, cellular component: mitochondrial intermembrane space. Gene Ontology annotation, molecular function: electron transfer activity; heme binding. The transcript has 3 exons.